Octopus bimaculoides (California two-spot octopus) is the source of this 531-nucleotide messenger RNA. RefSeq names its product calsequestrin-2-like. NCBI's taxonomy places the organism in Eukaryota, Metazoa, Mollusca, Cephalopoda, Octopoda, Octopodidae. The record is from RefSeq and is a predicted model, not a curated record.
AUGGACAGCAAAAAGACUGGUUGGAUGACAGCCUCUCUUGCCUCACUUCUCUGGUUGGUUCCAGAAGAUGUUGCUGUAAACCAUUCUACUUCUAAUGUAAAAAUUGUUGGAGAUGAAAGCAAAGUUGCAAGUAAAACAGCAGCAGAGUUAAGAUUGCAGCAAGAUAAAGCCACUUGGAGAGAGACACUCGGGGUACUUCAAAUAGAUGAUGCCCCAGGUAAAUCUGACGCUUGCAAUGGAGUGGGCAGCAACAGUGACGUAGAUAUAGGUAGCAUUGAUGGAGAUAUGAAGGAGGAAGCAGAGGAGGAAGAGGAGGAACGAAUGAUUGGAAGCACAUUUAGUGUUGAUGAUAAUGAUGAUGAUGAUGACGGCGAUGACGGCGGCGAUGACGGCGGCGAUGACGGCGGUGAUGACGAUGGCGGCAGUGAUUAUAUUAACGGUGAUAAUAGUGAUUAUGGUCAUGAUAGUGACGAUGAUAUCAGCGAUGAUUAUUAUCAUAUAAAAGAAAGAAAUAUCCGCAUUGAUAAUUAA